Naegleria lovaniensis is the source of this 1539-nucleotide messenger RNA. RefSeq lists its product as uncharacterized. The record is from RefSeq and is a predicted model, not a curated record. Gene Ontology annotation, cellular component: cytoplasm. Gene Ontology annotation, molecular function: protein binding; chromatin binding. The coding region runs from base 1 to 1539 and encodes 512 amino acids. NCBI's taxonomy places the organism in Eukaryota, Heterolobosea, Eutetramitea, Acrasida, Naegleriidae. The transcript has a single exon.
AUGGCUACCCUCGAUCAGGAGACAUCAUCCCUCACAGGCAAUGUUUCCCUCAACGAAGAAAGUUCAUCUCUUCAUUUAAGCAAUAACGUUUCAGGAGAUGAACGGCCCAUUAUCAGUACAAUGAGCAACGUUGGAGAAGGCCCCGAAUACUUUCUCAUGUCAUUGAUACAAGAUGAGGAACUCGUUUAUAUGUAUGGGGGUGAAAAUAAUAAUGGCUUGCUUUCGAAUGUUUUUCAUGUUCUGGACCCUCACCUUCAACAAUUUAAACAAGUUUCAUGGAAGACACUCCCACGUAUGCAUGACUUGCCACCAAAAGUUGAAGGUCACUCCUUGUCCCUGAUUAAGGUCGGGGACAAGAAGGAACUAUUUUUGUUCGGAGGGCUUGACAAUAUGCGAACGAAUGGUUAUGGAAAUACUCUGUACGCUCUUGAUGUGAAUGAUAUGAAAUGGGAAAUUGUACAGGCAUCGAAUAUACAUGAAAUUCGGGGAAGAAGGCAACACGCGGCUGCGAGUGUAGGAAGCAAAAUCUAUAUCUUUGGUGGAGAAAUGAUGACAGACAAUAACGACACUAAAUUGCUAGACGAUUUGAUUGUAUUCGAUCGGGAAAGUUGUACAUGGAAUGUAGUUGAAUUGGACUUCCAGGAAAGUAAUCUGAAACCUCCUCCAUUACGUGGCCACACCAUGGUUUUUGAUGGAAAUUCCAAUCUUUAUGUCUUCGGAGGAAAAACAGAAGGCUCGUUGUACAGUGGUCAAUUGUGGCAGUUUAACGUGGACAAAAGGCAGUGGGGCCUCAUUAAGCCUAAUGACGAGGGAAUCAAACCAAAAGGUAGAGAAAUGCAUUCGGCUGUGCUUCACGAAAAUGUGAUAUAUUUUUAUGGAGGAUGGUCACAAGGAGGACCAACUAACGAUCUGCUUUCAUUCAACUUGGAAGAUGGAGUAUGGAAACAAUGGAAGCACUCAUUAUCACAUACAAAGGACUCAGUUCGGUUUGGACAUUGUUCUUGCCUUGUUAACUCUAAUCAACUCUUAAUACUUGGAGGAAGAAAUCACUUGUUCCAAAAUCAACAAGGUGUAUUGACAAUUUCUUUGCAAAAGAGUAGUAUGGAAGAAAUAGCAGAGAAGAGUACCCAAGUGUUCAAAUUGAAUAUUCCACAAGUUAUAGAACUGGAGCCAGACGAAAAGGUCUUGAUGGAGCAAAGCAUGCUUUCAAAGCAGGAUGCACUUGACGUGACCAAGUACAAGCUCAUGUUUCAUGAACUCACCGAGCAGCAAAUUAAGGUGUACGAUGAACUUGCAAUUGUUCUUGCUACCCAAGCAGAAACAGUGAAGGAAGUCAAGCAGUUGUUGGAACAACAGUCAAAGAUAUGCUCGGCCGAGCAACACACUCAGACCUCAUCAACACUUGAAACUCUUCAGUUAACUGCUCAUGAUACAUGUUCAAAGCCACCCGUCGCUGAUGCUCAUGUCUCCGUCACUGCAUCACCUUCUGCAUCUCCAAGCAAAACCAACAAGAAGAACAAGAAAAAGAAGAAAAAAUAG